AUGGAGACGCUAGAGAGAAUUCAACCAAACAGGCAAGUGAUGGCCUUUAUUUUGAUGGUGUUCUUGUCUCGGGCUCGCGCCGAGCCUAUGCGUUAUUCUGUGGUGGAAGAAACAGAGAGUGGUUCCUUUGUAGCCCAUCUGACCAAAGAUCUGGGCCUGGGAAUUGGGGAACUGGCCGCCAGGUCGGCCCGGGUGGUGUCUGAUGAUGACAAGCAGCGCUUGCAGCUGGAUCGUCAGACCGGAGAUUUGCUUUUGAGGGAGAAACUAGACCGGGAAGAGCUAUGUGGCCCUGUUGAACCGUGUGUACUGCACUUCCAAGUGUUCCUCGAAACGCCGGUUCAGUUUUUUGAAGGAGAGUUAUCAAUCCAGGACGUAAAUGACCACUCCCCAGUGUUCCCGACUAGGGAAAUGCUCUUGAAAAUACCGGAAAACAGCCAGCCAGGGACUCUGUUUCCGUUGAAACUAGCUCAGGAUUUAGAUGUGGGCAGCAAUGGUCUUCAAAAAUACACUCUCAGCCCCAAUUCUCAUUUUCAUGUACUAACUCAAAAUCAUAGUGAGGGCAAGAAAUACGCAGAUUUGGUGCAGGACAAAGCGCUGGAUCGAGAGGAGCAGUCUGAGUUCAGCUUAACCCUCACGGCACUGGAUGGUGGGUCUCCGCCUAAGUCUGGCACCAUGAUAGUGCAAAUCCUGAUCAUAGACGUCAAUGACAAUGCUCCAGAGUUUGUGCACACCCCAUAUGAGGUGCAGGUCUUGGAAAACAGCCCCCUAGGCUCCCCAGUACUUAGUGUCUCAGCUAGAGAUAUAGAUGCUGGAAACUUCGGGAGUGUUUCAUAUAGCUUGUUCCAAGCAUCAGAUGAAAUUAAACAAACUUUCUCAAUAAAUGAAGUCACAGGAGAAAUCCGAUUGACAAAGAAACUGGAUUUUGAGCAAAUUAAAUCUUACCACGUGGAAAUUGAGGCUAUAGACGGAGGAGGCCUUUCUGGAAAAGGCUCUGUAGUCAUAGACGUGGUGGAUGUGAACGACAACGCCCCUGAACUUACCAUAACUUCACUCACCAACUCCGUCCCAGAAAAUGCGCCUGAGACUGUAGUCUCUGUCUUCAGAAUUCGGGAUCGAGACUCUGGAGACAAUGGGAAGAUGAUUUGCUCUAUUCCAGAUGAUCUGCCGUUCCUUCUGAAACCGACUUUCAAGAAUUUCUACACCCUAGUAACAGAGAGCCCCCUCGACAGAGAGAGUCAGGCCGAGUACAACAUCACCAUCACCGCCACCGACCUGGGGACCCCCAGGCUGAAAACCCAGCACAAC
Molecule: messenger RNA, 1305 nt
Organism: Enhydra lutris kenyoni (northern sea otter)
Lineage: Eukaryota; Metazoa; Chordata; Mammalia; Carnivora; Mustelidae
Product: protocadherin beta-4-like
Exons: 1
Biological process (GO): homophilic cell-cell adhesion
Cellular component (GO): plasma membrane
Molecular function (GO): calcium ion binding
Source: RefSeq, a predicted model, not a curated record